AUGCACACGGUGACAGAUGCGCGAGCUGGAACCCAAUUCGUCAGCGCCGCCCUGUCAGGCACCUCCUCCAAGGCGAGGAUUGGAGCCCCGCACCCGUCCGGAAACGAUCUUCGGCUGGCUACAAUCGACACGAAAGUCUACCAUGAAAAUUGCGUCCGAUGUUGUGUCUGCGACGUUCAGCUGCAAGACAAAUGCUAUGAAAAAGAAAAUCAGUUUUACUGCAGUACACACUACUAUAAGGACUGUAGUCCUUUUCGAUGUUCUGGAUGUAAAGUUGGUAUCUCUCCCACCGAUAUGGUGUACAAGUUGAAGACUGGAAUGGUCUUUCACGUAGACUGCCAUUCAUGCAUUCGAUGUGGACGUCGUCUCUCGCCUGGAGAACAGAUUUUGGUGGACGAAAUUGCUCAAACUGUUGCUUGUAUGCAACAUUUCUAUGACGGUAAAGAUUCAUAUUUUGCCGUUCCUCCUCAGCAACAGCGUCAAACUGCGUUUCCGAGCUGCUCAACAGAACCAAGCGGAUUCGAAGCAGAACAGUUCAAUGAAUUUCAAAUUAAAAAGGAAGUGGAUACGUUCGCGUACAAUUUCGAUUCAUAUCCCUUUUCUGAUUUUUGCGAUGAUGACAAUAAAUUUCUUAAACGCCGUGGCCCUCGAACAACUAUAAAACAGAACCAGCUGGAUGUCCUAAAUCGAAUUUUUUCCUCAACGCCUAAGCCUUCGAAACAUGCUCGAGCAAAACUCGCUUUGGAGACUGGCCUUAGCAUGAGAGUCAUACAAGUAUGGUUUCAAAACCGUCGAAGCAAAGAAAGACGUCUAAAACACCUCUGUAAUUAUCUUCGACACUAUGAGCAAAGGGGUUUGCUUCCUCCACCGAUUCAGUUCCCAGCCUCAGAUGUAGAAGGAGGAAGUGGAUCCGAAGUAACGUCAUUCACUCAGUAUCUGAGUGGUAUAGAGGGCCAUUUUGAAGAAGAGGAGGAAGAGGACUGA
Molecule: messenger RNA, 984 nt
Organism: Cylicocyclus nassatus
Lineage: Eukaryota; Metazoa; Nematoda; Chromadorea; Rhabditida; Strongylidae
Source: the annotation of a GenBank genome assembly